Messenger RNA from Gallus gallus (chicken), 2707 nucleotides. It is a transcript of the gene NCL, whose product is annotated as nucleolin. Lineage: Eukaryota; Metazoa; Chordata; Aves; Galliformes; Phasianidae. Gene Ontology annotation, molecular function: RNA binding. The transcript has 15 exons. Bases 16 to 2307 code for a protein of 763 amino acids. The record is from RefSeq and is a predicted model, not a curated record.
GACACCGCCGCCAUCAUGGUGAAGCUCGCCAAGGUGAGGCCGCCGGGCGGGGCCUUCGGGCGCGGUGGGGCCUUCGGCUCUGAGGCCGCGGGGCCGGGCCUGAGGUGGGAGCGGGGCUCGCCGCGGUUCUUCCCGCCGCCGCCGUCUCCUCAGCGCCGCGCGGCGCUUUCCGGCCCUCCUCUCCCCCGUUCUUUUUUCCUUCACAGCGAAAAUGGCGGCGAGGGGAGGGGCGCGCGCGCGACUCCCAAGAAUCAAAUGAAACAGAAAAAAAUGGCGCCUCCCCCAAAAAAGGUCGAGGAAAGCGAAGAGGAAGAGUCCUCCGACUUAGAGGAAAGCAGCGGGGAAGAGGUGAUGGUCCCUCCAAAGAAACAACAAAAAGCAGCAGUUACACCAGCCAAGAAGGCUGCUACCCCUGCAAAGAAGGCUGCUACUCCUGCAAAAAAGGCAGUGACACCAGCCAAGAAGGCUGUGGCUACUCCAGCUAAAAAGGCUGUUGCUCCAUCCCCCAAAAAGGCUGCUGUCGUAGGCAAAGGGGCAAAAAAUGGCAAGAAUGCCAAAAAGGAAGAGAGCGAGGAGGAAGAUGAAGACGAUGAAGAUGAUGAGGAAGAUGAGGAUGAAGAAGAGGAGUCUGAUGAGGAAGAGGAACCAGCAGUGCCUGUGAAGCCUGCAGCCAAAAAGUCCGCAGCAGCUGUACCAGCCAAAAAGCCUGCAGUUGUGCCAGCAAAGCAAGAAUCUGAGGAGGAGGAGGAGGAAGAUGAUGAAGAGGAGGACGAGGAAGAUGACGAGUCUGAAGAUGAGGCCAUGGACACAACUCCUGCUCCUGUGAAGAAACCUACUCCAGCAAAGGCUACACCAGCUAAAGCCAAGGCGGAGUCUGAAGAUGAGGAAGAUGAGGAGGAUGAGGAUGAAGAUGAGGAGGAUGAAGAUGAUGAAGAGGAAGAUGAGGAAGAAAGUGAGGAUGAAAAACCUGUCAAGGAAGCACCUGGAAAAAGGAAAAAAGAAAUGGCCAAUAAGAGUGCACCAGAGGCCAAGAAAAAGAAAACAGAAACACCUGCUUCAGCUUUCUCACUCUUCGUGAAAAACUUGACCCCCACCAAGGACUAUGAAGAACUGAGGACUGCCAUCAAAGAAUUCUUUGGCAAGAAAAAUCUCCAAGUCUCAGAAGUCAGAAUCGGUUCUUCCAAGCGGUUUGGCUAUGUGGACUUCUUAUCUGCUGAAGAUAUGGAUAAAGCUCUUCAACUGAAUGGAAAGAAGCUGAUGGGUUUGGAAAUCAAACUGGAAAAAGCAAAGAGCAAAGAAAGUCUUAAAGAAAAUAAGAAAGAGAGAGAUGCCAGAACACUGUUUGUGAAGAAUCUGCCCUACCGUGUAACUGAAGAUGAAAUGAAAAAUGUAUUUGAAAACGCUUUAGAAGUCCGACUAGUACUUAACAAGGAAGGGAGCAGCAAAGGGAUGGCCUACAUUGAAUUCAAAACAGAAGCUGAGGCAGAAAAAGCACUGGAGGAGAAGCAAGGCACAGAGGUUGACGGUCGUGCCAUGGUCAUUGACUACACCGGUGAGAAGAGCCAACAAGAAAGUCAGAAAGGAGGUGGAGAGAGGGAGUCAAAGACUCUGAUUGUGAACAACCUGUCAUAUGCUGCCUCAGAAGAAACUCUCCAGGAACUGUUUAAAAAAGCGACUUCCAUCAAGAUGCCACAGAACAACCAGGGCAGGCCUAAAGGGUAUGCAUUUGUAGAAUUUCCCACAGCCGAGGAUGCCAAAGAGGCAUUGAAUUCCUGUAACAACACAGAAAUUGAAGGCAGAGCAAUCAGGCUGGAAUUCAGUUCACCAUCGUGGCAGAAAGGGAACAUGAAUGCAAGAGGAGGAUUUAACCAACAAAGCAAAACAUUGUUUGUCAGAGGCCUUUCUGAGGACACAACGGAGGAGACGCUAAGAGAAUCAUUUGAAGGCUCUAUAAGUGCUAGAAUAGUCACAGAUAGAGACACUGGAUCUUCUAAAGGGUUUGGUUUUGUGGACUUCAGCUCCCCAGAAGAUGCCAAAGCAGCUAAAGAAGCUAUGGAGGAUGGAGAGAUAGACGGAAACAAAGUGACCCUUGAUUUUGCCAAACCAAAGGGUGAAUUUCAGCGUGGCGGCGGAUUUGGUGGUGGAUUUGGUGGUCGUGGUGGCAGAGGAGGCAGAGGAGGAGGAAGAGGUGGAUUUGGUGGCAGAGGUGGUGGCAGAGGGUUUGGAGGUAGAGGAGGUGGUUUCCGAGGAGGCAGAGGAGGAGGUGGAGAUCACAAGCCACAAGGGAAGAAGAUCAAGUUUGAAUAAACUUCCCUUUUCCUUUCCCUUCUCUUGAUCUCUGAGACUAUCUGAAAGGACUCCAGGGGUUUUUAUUCUCCUUUUAUCUUGGUGGAGCCUUCGGAGGACAUUCCAAGGUGCAAAGGAGUACUGUGAGCCACUUGGAAGAAAGAAUUUUCAUUUCAAGGAAGAAAAGCAAGCUAUUUUGUCUGCUUGCUUAUUCAAGUGAACUUUUUAACAGAAAUGAGCGAUAGCUGUGGGAAUUUACCCUUUGUCUGUGAGUUGUCUUGAAUUUAUAAUGUUUUACCCAUGUACAAAAAUAUUUUUUUCCUAUAAACUUCUGUAGCAUUUUUUUGCUGUAAAAAUGCAGAAUGUUUUAUCAUUUGUGCUUCAGCACCCUGUCUUGGACAGAUUAAAGGACCUAAACUGG